Epinephelus moara (kelp grouper) is the source of this 2329-nucleotide messenger RNA. It is a transcript of the gene hadhaa, whose product is annotated as hydroxyacyl-CoA dehydrogenase trifunctional multienzyme complex subunit alpha a. Gene Ontology annotation, cellular component: mitochondrion; mitochondrial fatty acid beta-oxidation multienzyme complex. NCBI's taxonomy places the organism in Eukaryota, Metazoa, Chordata, Actinopteri, Perciformes, Serranidae. Gene Ontology annotation, molecular function: enoyl-CoA hydratase activity; long-chain (3S)-3-hydroxyacyl-CoA dehydrogenase (NAD+) activity; NAD+ binding. The record is from RefSeq and is a predicted model, not a curated record. Gene Ontology annotation, biological process: fatty acid beta-oxidation.
AUGGCGGUCAGUCGUGCAGCAGUUUUUUCCAAGUUUGCAACUAGCAAAUAUCCCUUACUGUCAGGUCACACCAGCCAAAGCUUAUCAGUGUCUUCAACAUUGGCAGCUCGAACACACGUCAGCUACGAGCUCAAGGAUGAUGUGGCAGUUAUACGACUCAGUGAUCCAAAAGCCAAGGUGAACACUCUGUCGUCGCAGCUCAGUGGCGAGCUGAUGCAGGUGAUGGGGGAAAUCUGGUCGAACAGUGCUGUGAAAAGUGCCGUCUUCAUCUCCAGCAAGCCUGGCUGCUUCAUCGCUGGAGCUGAUAUCAAUAUGAUCCGAUCCUGUAAGAGCAGUAAGGAGGUCACCCGUAUCUCUCAGGAAGGUCAGAAGACCAUUCCUUUUGUUGCUGCCAUCAAUGGCUCCUGCCUGGAUGGAGGCCUGGAGGUUGCGAUAGCCUGCCAUUACCGAAUCGCAACAAAAAGCAAAAGAACGGUCCUGGGGACACCUGAGGUCAAACUGGGACUGCUGCCUGGAGCUGGCGGCACUCAGAGACUGCCUAAAAUUGUGGGUCUCCCUGAAGCAUUGGACAUGAUGCUGACAGGCAGGAACAUCAGGGCAGACAAAGCCAAGAAGAUGGGUCUAGUGCACCAGCUUGUGGACCCCGUGGGUCCUGGUAUUGAGCCUACAGAGGAGAGGGCUAUUCGAUACCUCGAGGAAGUUGCAGUGGACGUAGCCAAGGGAAUCGCCAAGAAGAAAGUUCCCCUCACAAAGGAGAAGAGUCUCAUGCAGAAGAUGCAGGACACAGUGAUGGACCUGGGUCCAGUGAGGAAGAAGAUCUUUAAGACUGUUGAUAAGAAGGUACAGAAAGAGACUAGAGGUCUCUACCCUGCUCCUGGAAAAAUCAUUGAGUGUGUGAAGACUGGAGUGGAGCAGGGCAGAGAGGCAGGUUAUCUGACUGAAGCUCAGAGCUUUGGGAAGCUGGCAGCGACCUCAGAGUCCAAAGCUCUGAUUGGCCUUUACCAUGGUCAGGAUGCAUUUGAGACGCCAGAGAAGGAAGUAAAGAAUCUGGCGAUCCUCAGUGCAGGGAUAAUGGGUGCUGAUAUAGCCCAGCUGUCAAUAGAUAAAGGCCUGACCACCAUCCUAAAGGACACCACAGAGAAGAACAUCAGCAGGGGAUAUGACCAUAUCUACAGAUGUCUCAAUUCAAAGGUGAAGAAAAGAGCCAUGACGUCAUUUGAGCGUGACGCCAAGAUGUCCAAUCUCUCAGUUACGCUUGACUACACUGGUUUCCAGACUGCUGACAUGGUGAUAGAGGCCGUGUUUGAGGACAUCAACUUAAAACAAAAAAUCCUGAAGGAGCUGGAAGCAGUUACCCCUCCUCACUGCAUUCUGGCCUCCAACACCUCGACUCUGCCCAUCAAGGACAUCGCUGCUAACAGCAAACGCCCUGAAAAGGUGAUCGGCAUGCACUAUUUCUCUCCACUGGAAAAGAUGCCGUUAAUGGAGACCAUUGCCUCAGAUAAGACAUCUGAAGACACCCUGGCCUCUGCUGUCACUUUAGGCCUUAAACAGGGCAAGAUUCCCUUCAUUGUUAAGGAUAGCCCAGGCUUUUACGUCAAUCGCUCAUUCUACUUCAUGACGGCUGCGGCUGUGUUACUUUUGAUGGAAGGUGUGGGCAUAGAGAAAUUGGACUCCUUUUCAACUAGCUUUGGUUUUCCUGUGGGCGUGGCAUUGCUGGCAGAUGAAAUUGGAGUUGAUCUCGUAACAGCAGUUGUAAAGUCCAUAGACAAUGCUUGUGGCUCUGAAGGAGGAGCUCCUGCCGUGAUGAUUUUAAAGGCCCUUGUGGAGAGAGGCUACAAAGGUCGUAAAUCAGGAAAAGGCUUCUAUAUCCAUGACAAGAAAAAGAAAGACAAGAGAGUGAAUCCUGAAGCUGAAGAAAUCCUUCAGAAAUACAAAGUGGCAGCUCCUCCAGGAGUUAAUUCAGAUGCUGACGGCCAGAACCGGUUGGUGUUUCGCUUGGUAAAUGAGCAAGUUCUGUGUCUUCAGGAGGGAAUACUGAGAAACCCAAUAGAGGGGGACAUUGGAGCUGUGUUUGGUGGCAGCUUCCCUGCCUGCCGCGGUGGUCCCUUCAGGUUUGUAGACACAUUUGGUGCAGAGCGUCUUGUGAGCCACCUGAGGCGUUUGGAGGAUGUGUACGGAAGCCGAUUCACACCCUGCCAGCUUCUACUGGACCACGCCAAAGAACCCAGCAAGAAGUUUUACAAAUGAUCCAAUUUUCAAACUCAUAAAACUUUUUUUUUUUUUUUUCACUUUAUGAAGCACAACAUUAACUUGGUGACAGUGUGUC